CAGGAGUUCUAAAUAUGUUGCGGAAGCUUACUAAUGGAGUAGAAUUGCUAAGGCCAGGGCAAACUAGAUUUGCUACUGCUUUUAUUACACUGGGAAGGAUUCAUCUUCAGAAAGCCAACAUUAGAAAAAUGUUUACUUCGGAAAGUUGGACAACUAGUAAAUGGGCUAAAGAGGUGAAAGGCAAAAAGUGUGAAAGGACGGUUUUGAGUCCUGCCUUCUGGAAUCAUAUUGUUUAUGCUCUUAAGUUUUCCGGUCCUCUUGUUCGUGUGCUUCGACUUGUUGAUAAUGAAAAAAAAUCAGCUAUGGGAUAUAUUUAUGAAGCCAUGGAUAGGGCUAAAGAAGCCAUUGCCAACUCACUUAAUGGCAAUGAAGAGAAAUACAAGAGCAUUUUUGAGAUUAUUGAUGCGUGAUGGUCACUUCAAUUGCAUCGUCCUUUGCAUGCUGUUGGAUACUUUUUGAAUCCUGAAUUUUUUUAUCCAAAUAAGAUGAGAAUUGAAUCUGAUGAAGAGGUCAAUACAGGAUUGCUUUCAUGCAUUCAUAAAAUGGAAAAAAAUUCAGCAAAAGUUGAUAUGAUUCUUGAUGAAAUUGAGAAAUACAAGGCAGCUGCAGGGACCUUUGGUUUUCCUUCAGCUAUUAAAGGAAGAACAACCAAAUCUCCAGUUGCUUGGUGGAAAACAUAUGGUUCUUCAACUCCAAACCUACAAAAGUUUGCUGUAAAGGUUCUGAGUCUCACAUGUAGUGCAAGUGGUUGUGAAAGAAAUUGGAGUGUAUUUGAGCAUCUUCAUAGUAAGAAAAGAAAUCGGCUAUUUCAAGAACGCUUGGACAAUUUGGUAUAUGUGAAGUACAAUAGAGCGUUGCUACGCCGACACACUUUUGGGGAUAUCACAACACCUAUUGAUUUGGCAAAUAUUGAUGAGACUAAUGAAUGGUUGCUUGGUGAAUUAGAAAAAGGUGAUGGGGAUGAUGAUGAUGAUGAUUCUCUUGUUUUCAUGAAUGACGUAUUGACCUGGGGUGAUGUUGGUAGAGCAGCUAGAGUUUCUGAAUCUCGUUAUGAAUCAAGAUCGGCUGCAAGAUCAACAUUACCAGUUGAAACUCCAUCAUUUCGAAGGCUUCGUGCAAUGAGAGGUGCAUCCUCUUCGCAAGUUGAUGAUGAUGAAGAGGAGGAAGAAUUUGUGAUGGCCGUUGUUGAAAAUGAAGGUGAUUUUGGAAAUCUUGAUGAUGAGUAG
Molecule: messenger RNA, 1226 nt
Organism: Hevea brasiliensis (rubber tree)
Lineage: Eukaryota; Viridiplantae; Streptophyta; Magnoliopsida; Malpighiales; Euphorbiaceae
Exons: 3
Coding region: 486-1226 (246 amino acids)
Molecular function (GO): protein dimerization activity
Source: RefSeq, a predicted model, not a curated record